Molecule: messenger RNA, 1692 nt
Organism: Durio zibethinus
Lineage: Eukaryota; Viridiplantae; Streptophyta; Magnoliopsida; Malvales; Malvaceae
Product: protein NRT1/ PTR FAMILY 2.8-like
Biological process (GO): transmembrane transport
Cellular component (GO): membrane
Molecular function (GO): transmembrane transporter activity
Source: RefSeq, a predicted model, not a curated record
AUGGAGAAUUCAAGCCAUUCUACUUCCAUGGUGGAAGACCCAGCGUCUCCUCCUGCUAGAAUGGGAGGAUGGAGAGCCAUAAUGUUCAUAAUAGGGAACGAAUCUUUCGAGAAAUUGGCUUCCAUGAGUCUGAUUGCCAAUAUUGCAGUGUAUCUGAGAACGGAAUACAAUAUGGGAGGUGUCACUGUUGUCAAUGUGGUUAAUAUCUGGUCUGGCUCCUCCAACAUUACUGGUAUAGCUGGUGCCCUUCUUGCUGAUUCUUAUCUGGGCAAGUUUCUUACCCUCCUCUUCGGCUCCAUGGCAUCAUUUCUGGGCAUGGUUACAAUGACACUGACUGCUGGUGUAGCUCGUUUUAGACCGUCAGCUUGUCAAGGUGAAUCCUUUUGCCCUCAACCUCAAGGCUGGCAACUUGCUAUCAUUUUUGCAGGCCUUGGCAUGUUAUCAAUAGGAGCAGGAGGCAUAAGGCCCUGCAACAUUUCCUUUGGUGCUGAUCAAUUCGACACUUCUACAGAGAAAGGAAGACAACAACUAGCGACUUUUUUCAAUUGGUGGUACUUAUCCUUUACUGUUGCCCUCGUUGUAGCCCUCACUGCAGUUGUCUACAUUCAAACCAAUGUCAGCUGGGUUAUAGGCUUUGCGAUCCCAACAGCUUGCCUUGCUUUGUCCAUUACUAUUUUCUUGAUUGGCUACAAAACUUACGUUUUAGUGAAGCCUCAAGGAAGUAUAUUUGGGGACAUACUCAAGGUGAUUGUUGCUGCAUGUAAGAAGCGUCGCUUUACCAUUGCAUCAGGUUGUGAUUACCCUUUUUAUGAUCCUCCUCUGACAGGACCAAAUCCUUCUGCAAUGAAGCUCCCACACACUGAUAGGUUCAAGUUCCUUGAUAAGGCUUCUAUAAUCACCGAUCCAAGUGAAUUGGACAAUCAUGGUAUGGCUAAGAAUGCUUGGAGACUAUGUAGUUUGCAAACAGUGGAGCAACUGAAAUGCUUAGUGGCAAUUUUGCCUGUUUGGGCAUCAGGAAUUGUUUAUUCCAUAAUUAUGGACCAUUGUACUACAUUUGGCAUCCUUCAAGCACUUCAGACGAGCAACUCAAUUGGUUCACAUUUCAAAAUUCCGCCAGGCUGGAUUAACCUUGUGCCAAUGCUUGCACUUGCGGUAUGGAUCUUGAUAUACGAGUGUAUUUACAUCCCUCUGGCACGGAAAAUAACCAAAAAGGAUAAAAGAUUGACAAUUAAACAAAGACUUGCAACUGGUUUAGUGAUGUCAAUUCUAUGCAUGCUGGUUUCUGGGAUAGCAGAGAAAAAAAGGCGAGAUUCAGCUUUGAAACAUGGUUCAUUUGCCUCACCCUAUAGUCUUGCAUUGCUGUUGCCGCAGUUUGUCAUAGCAGGUUUGGCAGAAGCAUUUGCUGCUGUGGCUCUAUUGGAAUUCUUGACCACGCGAAUGCCGGAAAGCAUGAGGACGGUUGCAGGUGCAAUAUUCUUCCUCGGCAUAUCCAUAGCAGGCUACCUAAGUUCCCUCCUUGUCACAAUUAUUCACAGUAUAACCGAGAAGACGGGCAAAACACCCUGGUUGGGUGGCCGUGAUCUUAACAAAAACAAGCUUGAUCUCUAUUACUACGUCAUAGCUGGUCUGGGAGUUGCAAACUUGUUCUACUUCUUUUUCUUUGCCUCCCAUUAUGUGAUAAAUACAGUGUGA